Aspergillus terreus NIH2624 is the source of this 1923-nucleotide messenger RNA. Its product is annotated as proteasome regulatory particle lid subunit RPN3. The record is from RefSeq and is a predicted model, not a curated record. NCBI's taxonomy places the organism in Eukaryota, Fungi, Ascomycota, Eurotiomycetes, Eurotiales, Aspergillaceae. Gene Ontology annotation, biological process: ubiquitin-dependent protein catabolic process; regulation of protein catabolic process. Gene Ontology annotation, molecular function: enzyme regulator activity. Gene Ontology annotation, cellular component: proteasome complex; proteasome regulatory particle, lid subcomplex. Bases 1 to 1923 code for a protein of 640 amino acids. The transcript is spliced from 3 exons.
AUGCCGGCUGAGAGACGAUCUCUGAGAUCCAACAACAAGUCAGAUACCUCGUCGUCCGCUAACGGGGACAAAAACCGUUCCAACUCCCAGAACUCUAGCUCCAACCCCAAGGACAAGGCUGCUCCCACCACCCGAGCUGCCAGCAGGGCCAAAAACACGAGAGCUGCCUCAUCGAACAACAACGCAAACGCCGACAUGGGUGAGCAGCGCGACCAGCCCCAGGCGAAUGGCUCCAAGCCCACUGAGAAUGGCGUGAAUGGCUCGGAGGAUGUGGAAAUGAGAGAGGAUUCGGCAGGUGCGCCUACAUCCUCAUAUUCCGCCAGCAAGGAUCGCAAAGGUGACGAGAAGAUGACUGUUGUAGUGCCCCCUGCCAAGGGUUCGAGGUUAUCCGCCGACAAAGGUCAGGAUCAGGAAGGCGAUGUCGCCAUGGAGGGUGCCGAGGGCGAUGAGAAGGAGCCAGAGGUUGACCCCAAGGUCAAGGCUGUCCAAGACAUCAAGACCAACUUCACCCUCCUCGAGCGCGCCGUCGCCCAUUUCGAUCCCAGAUUCACCCUCCGUGUCUUGCGGUCGAUAUCCUCCAUGCGCAAACACAUCACCGCUGAUGUGUUGGCCGAAGUCAUCACGGACGCCUACCCUUCAUCCAACCCCACCGCCUCCUUCCUCCUGGAGACGAUCGACCAGCCGGGUGCCUUUGAGCGCACCGCCAAGAUGGACGUGGAGUCGGAGAAGACGAAGUCGACCCCCAAGGAGAUUCUCCCGGAAAUCGAUACUUAUCUGUCCAUCCUUGUCCAGAUCUAUCUUUACGACAAGAAGGAGAUUCAGAAGGGUGCUCAGUUCUCCACGAACCUGAUCGAGCGUCUGCGGACAUUGAACCGCCGGACUCUCGAUUCGCUCGCGGCCCGUGUGUACUUCUACUACUCUCUCUUCUUUGAGCAGAUCGCUCCUCUACCUCCCUCCCCGGCGGCCGCCGUCACUACCAUCCGUCAGCCGCUUCUUGCUGCGUUGCGGACGGCAGUGCUGCGCAAGGAUGUGGACACCCAGGCCACGGUCAUGACGCUCUUGCUGCGGAAUUAUCUCUCGACGUCUCACAUUUCGCAGGCCGACCUGCUGAUCUCUCACAACCGCUUCCCUCCCUCCGCUUCCAACAACCAGAUUGCCCGCUACCUGUACUACCUGGGUCGUAUUCGUGCCAUCCAGUUGCAGUACACCGAUGCGCAUGGUCAUCUGAUCGGUGCGACCCGGAAAUCGCCCUCCAGCCACAGCGCUCGCGGUUUCUACCAGGCGUCCCACAAGCUACUGGUCGUGGUGGAGCUGUUGAUGGGUGAUAUUCCCGAUCGCGCCAUUUUCCGUCAGCCGGCUCUGGAACGCGCCAUGCACCCGUAUUUCUUGCUUGUCCAGGCGGUGAGUGUGGGUGACCUGGAUGGGUUCCUGAACAUCGUGAACACACACAGCGCCACCUUCCGAAAGGAUGGCACAUACACUCUUAUUCUUCGCCUCCGGCAAAACGUCAUCAAGACGGGCAUUCGCAUGAUGUCUCUGUCCUAUUCUCGGAUUUCCCUCCGGGACAUCUGCCUCCGUCUCCGACUGGACAGUGAAGAGUCGGCGGAAUAUAUUGUGGCCAAGGCUAUUCGUGACGGUGUGAUCGAAGCCACCUUGGACCACGAGCACGGUUUCAUGAAGAGCAAGGAAGUGGGUGAUAUCUACGCCACCCGGGAACCUGGCGAGGUCUUCCACGAGCGCAUCCGGGCUUGUCUGGCUCUCCACGACGAGAGUGUCAAGGCUAUGCGCUUCCCUAUGAACCAGCACCGUCUCGAGCUGAAGAGUGCCCAGGAGGCUCGUGAGCGCGAGCGCGAGCUGGCCAAGGAGAUCCAGGAAGGAGACAUGGACGACGAAGAUGCUGGUGGCGAUUUCGAUGCGAUCUAG